AUGUUCCCUGUGCCCUCCGAGUUCGCUCCUUCCCUGCAAUAUUUGAGCAAAUGUGCCACUGCUUCAGCAGCCAAAGAGAACGACCCAGAAUAUCAAACGCUGAUCGCUUCUUAUGGCACGCCUGAGGCAGUAGACUCGCUCGUCCGACUCCAAGUUCAUCCGCUGACCAAAGAUGAAGCUUUAUCUGGCAACAACGAAGAUGCGACCGAAAGCGAUCUCCCCAUCAUUGAAGCAGCGUCGCCGCAGCCUGUUGGCACCCAGUCUGAAGAUCAAACAGUCUACGAUGCCGACGUCGCUCCAGCAGUUUCAAAACUCCAACAGACAAUUCUGCGCUUCCACUCUACCGAAAUCGAAGUGGGAUUGGCCGAGGAACGAAUAUUAGAAGCUCGCAUCAACCUCGCCAAGCAAGAGAUGAAGGGAAUGGUGGCCAAGCGAAGCUUGUUAGUUAUUCGAAAUGACAUCGCUCAGCAAGUCCGCGACGGGCGCCAGAAAUUGAAGGACAUAGAAGAGGCAGAAGUGCGCGCCAAAACGACCAAGAGACAGUACCUUGAGUUGCAAGGCGUCAAGCAACUCAUAUUGGAGAAAGCUGGCGGGGAGAAUGCGGAUCCAGCCAGACUUCAGCAAUUCCUCCUUGUCGGUGAGGUGUUUGCCCGGGCCGCUAGAGUGUCCAAAGAAACAGACCAUUCCGAGGCGAAUAGAGAAGGAGGUGUGGACGUGGCGGCAAUGGUGGAUGAGGAUGAAGAAUCGUGCCAACACCUGUCGUCCACAAUCUCUGAAGGCGCAGAGGGGGAGGACGGCUUGGCCGAAGUAGCUUUGAGCAAAGACAGAACCGCGACUGAAAACUAUGGACCUAGCGCUGAAGCAGGGCCAUCCAGCCUGACACCACUAAUUGCCGGUUGGGAUAUCGUGAACUGUGCGUACAUUAUUCAUCGUCGAGUAUAUUGUUGA
Messenger RNA from Mycena indigotica, 948 nucleotides. RefSeq lists its product as uncharacterized. NCBI's taxonomy places the organism in Eukaryota, Fungi, Basidiomycota, Agaricomycetes, Agaricales, Mycenaceae. The record is from RefSeq and is a predicted model, not a curated record. The transcript is spliced from 7 exons. Bases 1 to 948 code for a protein of 315 amino acids.